GGCUUAAAUCAGAGUAUGUUUGGCUCUAAACCAGAGUGGUUUAGUUCACACUGGUUUUUAGAAAAACUUGUCAAGGGGCCAGUUGAAAGUGUUUUUCGUUCCAUCGCCAGUAGAUUCGCAGGAAUUGAUUAAUUAACUUUUGCGUUUAUUUUAUUCCUGAUGAUGGUGCAAAGACGAAACUUUCAUACUCACUCUCCACUUGGUUUAAUCUUGCUUAGUUUAGCAGAUUUACAUUUUUGAAGUGCAGUUUACGAAGAAACAGUCGCAGCCCAAGUUGGAAGGUUCCUCAAAUGGGUCUCGAUAAUAUCGCAGAUAGACAAAACUUUCAAAAUCCACAGAUUAAUGCGUGCUCUUUCCAACACACUUCUUGGCUAACACUUCUUGACUACGUUUUAGUUCACUCGGUUUGGCCGAGCUGAAUUUUUGGAAAAUUCCGACGCAAUUUACGAACAGUCUCUUUCAAAUUUGAGUUGCGACUUGCCUGAUGACGGCUCAAAAGCAAAACUUUCCCCAUCCCGAGAGGAAAUGGGUGCGCUCUUUCAUGCAUGAUUCAGCAUCAAGCCAUCUCAGUCGCUUUGCGGGCAGAAAUGAUUUUUUUUAAUUAGCCGCAACUUAGAUUUAACUUCUCUUGAACCAAUGUCUAGGCAAAAAGCACUGAAAACUUGUCAAUUGAUUAGUGCUUGCCAAAAAACAUCUCUGUCGUCCUCGAAGAUCUCCGCUCAACUUUUACUCGCAAAAAACUCGCUUAUGCUUCUGGUUGGUCGAAAAUUCAAAAACGUAAUUCACUAGAUCAAAUUUGACUACGGACAGUAGGCCUCGGUAACACUGUGCUGAGUUGUUGCGCUCUCUGGGUGUUAUGAGUUAAUGGGUUGUAACGCAUCGGCCAAUGAGUCUCAGAGAGAUAACUUAUUUAUUAAAGUAGAUUAAACCUUUACGAGACCCGCGGCCGGAAUAACACUCCAAACAACUAAAAAAACUAACGUUUUUCCAGCCAUGGAACUGAGUGACUGCAGUGACUGCGCCGGUGCGUUGGGCUGGCGCACCAUGCCAUUUGCGCAGCAUUGCGCCAACUCGUAAAAAUUCACUGAGUUACCCAGUCCUAACCCUCCCCUCCCAAUCUAAAUGCCAAACUCACGCCCCGCCCCCAACAGUUGCGCCUAUUAAUUGAGACUUGACCCUUCUCCUUUUUUAAUCAUGCAGUCGAACUUCUUUUUUGCUCUCUUUGAGUUUUGGACUACAUACAGGCAAAAUGCCUUCAAACGCUGUAGGUGCUCAAUAUACAGGAUGAUGCAGUUUUGCAGCAACCACACCUUAGAUCCAUUUUAGAUCAGUGAAUUUUUUGCUGCCAAAAUCAAUAGUAGAUAUCCAAGAUAAUGUGAAAAAAUGGGUUUCGUGCCAUGGCACUAAAUGAUGCCAUUAAUUCUGAAUGGCUUCGGUAUAGACCCUGAUUGUUUAUCAGUGUUAGUUCCAUCCGGCCUCUUUCAACCGUAGCUCGAUUCCAUUCAGUUAAUUCACUCAGAUGUGUAGGUAUUUCAUACCUUUGUUUCAUCAAAUAUUUGACAAAAAAUCUCAUCUAAUUUGACCUGAACUGCAUCAAAUGCAAAAUUGAAAUGUAUCGAUUGUAAAACUGGAAUAAUUUUGCAUUUAUAUGAUCGCUAAUCACGCAAUCUCCCUAUUUUUGAGCUGGCAUUUGCGUUCCACCAUGCAGCUCUGCUGCAGCAGCGUUAUGUGGUUUAGUUCCUUAGUCGAUGGAAGAUCAAGAAGUAGACGUGGCCACGUCGCUUAGAAGCGAGCUGGCCGCUUUGCAGUAUAAACGAGACCGGCUGACUCAAGAAGUGGAAGAAAUGAGGUCGCAGAUCCGAAGCAGGGACCAGCAUUGCUUGGAGCUGCAAGUGGAAGCCGAGCAGCUGAGAGAGCAGGCGGCGCGGCAAAAUGCCAUAAUUUCUUCCUUAAAGAAGCGAGUUCACGAGCUGGAGGAAAGAGAGCGAAACCUGUUUGCCGCCCAAGGAAGACACGAAAUUUCCCUCCAGUCUGCCCAGAGAGACAUCAGGUACAGCGAGGAAAAAGCGAAAGAACUUGAAUCCAAAGUCAGACACCUGGAAAUCGAGCUCAGCUCAGAAGAGCAAAAGAAAGAAUCUGCCAGAUUGCAGUUCCAAGACUUCGUCAGACGGCUGUCUGGGGCUUUGGGUGUAGACGCUGUAGAUACUUCAAGCAUCUCCGCCGAGGCUCUGGUACACAAGGCUUCAGAACUGGUUCAGGAAACUUCGCGAUUGAGAAGUAAGGCGCACAAUAUAAACGACACUCUGGGAUCGGUGGAAGUGGACUUGAGAACAUGCAGGGAAAACUUUGAGCGAGCUGUAGCUGACAAGGAGUGCAUACAGAGGCAAUCGGCUGUCCAGAUACUUGAAAUCGAUCGGCUCAGGCAGGAAAAAGAAGCCCUUGAAAUGCAGCAUCGCGUCACCGAACGAGAACUUAACGAAAUCAAAGAAAAACUGUCAAUUUCAACCAGAAAUUUGGGCUCAGCCAGUGGAAAUAUCGCUCAGCAGGAGUCUUUGAUUUGUCAACUGCGAGAGGAAAUCAAGGUGAGGGACGACAGAGUCCAGCGAUUGCAAGCAGAACAGAAGCAUACUUUGGAGUCUUUGGCUAUACAGUUGAGCACUCCUACUCGGUUUGUUGACUCCAUCGAGAUGACCAUCAAGGAAAAAUUGCACGAAGUUCUAUCCGAGAACAAAGAGAAGACUGCGCAAAUUGAAAGCCUGAGGGAAAAAUUGGCGCAUGAAACCCAGCAGCUUUCCAGGCAAAUAGCGCUUUGCGACCAGGCCAAUUCCAAAGCUCGCCUGCUGGAAGACGAAAAAAAUCACCUGGAGGCUCGAUUGAAUAAAGCGGAUGUCGACAUUAAUUCCUGCGAGUUAUCCAGGGAUGCACUCAAAAGGGACAAAUGCACUUUUAUGAAUUUCCUGGAACGACUAGCUCGCGCCCUAAAUAUGGAUGAAAUUUCGCACGAUAUUGGCGUGGAUCUGCACACGGAGUCGUUGCUGCUCAGAGCUGAGCAACUAUCCAGACUGGAAGGCGACAAACUAGUGGACAAGCUGCUUUGCUGCGGAUACGGCACUUUACCUCGACUGUCUUGUUUGAGACGGGAACGAUCUUUCCAUGACGUCCCAUUGCGCGAUACCGCCCUCGUUUAUCAGCUUCAGCGCAGAGUCAGGACUUUAAGGGAACAGGUGCAAAGGAAAGACCUCCACCUGGACCUUCUGCGUCGGAAGCUGUCGCUUCAGGAAGACAACACCAAGACCAAAUGCUUGCUGCAAAGCGAACGCGAUGAAGCCAACGCUAGGAUUAAGAAGCUGAUCAAGCAGGUGGAUCGGCUGCAGCUGCAGCUCAGUGAAGCCAAGAGCCAAAUACGCGAAAUGAACAGUCAGCUCUCUGAAGCAGCUGAUUAUAAGAUAACCGCGCUAGAGAGAGGGAGGAAAAUCGAGGAGCUUCAAAAGAAGCUGAUGGACUCAGAAACUUUGAGAACAAAGUACAAUAGGAAAGUGACGAUUUUGAAGGACCAAAUACGCCAAACUGGAGACACAAUCGAUCAGGAGAGGAACAUCAGCGAGCAUUCGCUGCAGCUGUUGAGAGAUGAAAUCUCGCGAGUGAAGGACCAACUAAUUGAGGUGCAAAGACGAGAGUCGCAGCUGCAAAGCUUCAAGCAUUCGGUGGCCAAAAUCUUAGGAAUUGUGCUGCCAAUGCCCGACUAUGAGUUGGUGUCGAGGCUGCAGAAGUUGGUGGAUGCCCAUCAUGACUUCACGUUGGUUUCCAGACGAUACGACGAUCCAGUGCUCCGGUUAACCGCAAGGUCUCCAACGGGGGGAUCCCGAAUAUCCAGGACUCCGGAUCGCUCGCGUUACGACGAUUCUGGGUACGCUGAUGGCGCGGAUCUGGACAAUUCGGACGAGGAUCUCUUCAAGAGACAAGGGAGGAUUUGACGGACUACUCUUAAGGGCCGUUGGAAUUGUUGAUUUUUUAACUAAUUGACUACUAAUGAAGACACCAUUAGAUCAGUAUUAAUAAUCACUGCCACACUUUUCUGUAAGGGACAUAUGAAAUUAAACGCUCUUGAACGAA
This is a messenger RNA of Dendroctonus ponderosae (mountain pine beetle), 4113 nucleotides long. Its product is annotated as coiled-coil domain-containing protein 170. The coding region runs from base 1749 to 3974 and encodes 741 amino acids. The transcript is spliced from 12 exons. The record is from RefSeq and is a predicted model, not a curated record. Lineage: Eukaryota; Metazoa; Arthropoda; Insecta; Coleoptera; Curculionidae.